UGUUUAUGUUGGUGUAUAAAAAAUUUAUAGAAAUAAAUGAUUAAAUUAUUAGAAUAUGUAAUAUUAUCAAAAGUACAUAUCUAUUUAUGAUAAACAAGUUUUUUAAUAUCACGGAUAGUUUUUGGUCACUUAUAUUACAUCAUGACUGUGUCAUUCGCCUUAACAGUCGUUAGUAAUACACGGUGACUGUUAGAAGGACGUUGCAUUGUGCGCAGGUUAUGCCAUAUUAGUCAAUUUUAUAAUGUAAUUUGUAUUGUCCAAAUUUAUAUAUAAAGAUUUAUAAGUAAUGGGACAAUCUCAGGACAGUAAUUCAACUCCUCGUGUGCUAUACGACGAGACAGGUGACAAUGGAUAUAUUCUUGGUAACAAAUACAUUCCGGAGGAGUUGUUAGCUGAAUUUCUUUGUCACGUUGACAACACGACACUUUUAAAUUGUCAAUUGGUUUGUCAACGUUGGAAAAAUUUAAUACUCAAUUAUGUUUGGCGUAAGAAAGCUGAGAUGACGUUAACUCGUCCGCAUACAUUGGAUACAGAUAUGCCUUGGAAAGCUUAUUACUUGAUAGCUAAGAAAAAACCUUUCGAAAGAAAUUUAAUAAAAAAUCAUUCAGGAGAAUAUGGUGUACAGAAGCAUUGGAAAAUCUUGACGGAUGGUGGUGAUCAUUGGAUAGUUGAAAAUCCACCAAAGGGUGUUCCACCUCUACCAAAAAACGAACCCGUUUUUGAAAAAAAAGAACAUUGCUUCGUAACAUCUUACUAUAAUUGUUUCAAAAUUCAAACGAUAGAUUUAGAAGCUGAGGGAUUAACGUCCUACGUCUUGGAUGUUUUGCAACCUACUAUAGUGGUAAGCGAAUGGUAUAGUUGUAGAUGGGAUUGUCCAGCUCAUUAUGAAUGUACAGUCGAAUUAAUAGGAAGUGAUAACAAAAUGAUGGAUACAUUCCAAUUCCAUGACGAUAUCGAAGGAGAUAAACAAAAUCAAUGGUUACAUGUCAGUCACGAAUUUAAAGAUUAUGGGCCUGGUCUUAAAAAAAUUAGUUUUUAUCACGGAGGAAUGGAUAAAUCAUUUUGGGCUGGUCAUUACGGUAGUAAAAUGGCUGGGGCUUGUGUUAUCGUUAAAAUACCUAAAAAUGAUGAACAUCGAUGUGACGACGAUGAUGACGAUGAUACAGAUACGAAUACGGAUACAGAUUCGGAUACAAAUAAAACCUCUAAUACGGAAUAAUAAAGGAAGAACUAAAUA
Messenger RNA from Polistes dominula (European paper wasp), 1237 nucleotides. Its product is annotated as F-box only protein 44. Lineage: Eukaryota; Metazoa; Arthropoda; Insecta; Hymenoptera; Vespidae. Gene Ontology annotation, cellular component: SCF ubiquitin ligase complex; cytoplasm. Gene Ontology annotation, molecular function: ubiquitin protein ligase activity; protein binding. The record is from RefSeq and is a predicted model, not a curated record. Gene Ontology annotation, biological process: glycoprotein catabolic process; SCF-dependent proteasomal ubiquitin-dependent protein catabolic process; ERAD pathway.